Messenger RNA from Ostreococcus lucimarinus CCE9901, 2674 nucleotides. RefSeq lists its product with no specific name. The record is from RefSeq and is a predicted model, not a curated record. The coding region runs from base 227 to 2518 and encodes 763 amino acids. The transcript has a single exon. Lineage: Eukaryota; Viridiplantae; Chlorophyta; Mamiellophyceae; Mamiellales; Bathycoccaceae.
UCUCGCGCGCGAUCUCGGACGCGCGUCUCGCGGGUGCGUGAAAAAAGCGACGGAACGCGCGCGCGCGACGCGCGAUUCGCGAUUCGCGCGACGCGACGCGACGCGACGCGACGCGACGCGACGCGCGAUCGCGCGCGAAUCGCCCGCGGCCAUCGAGCGCUGACUCAUUAACUGACGAAUUCACGAAACGCAGACGCGCGACGCGGAACGCGGAACGCGCGACGCGAUGGCCGACGUCGAGAGUGGAAAAACGAACGUCGCUCGCGUGCGCGACGAUGAGGUCGCGCGCGCGGGACGAAGGACGGGCUGGGCGCUGGUCGCGCUGUCGGCGCUCAUGGCGGCGUUUUGCCUGAGCCUGAUGGCCGUCUUCGCGAAGGAGAUGGCGGACGUCGCGGGAGAUCACUGCGCCGAGUACGGGGUGUCGUUCAGUGGAGAUGGGUCGACGUGUCAGUACGUGAAGGAAAACUGGUGCGCGGCGAUUAAUACCGCGGGCGGCUCGGUGAGCGUCGGGUGCUCGUCGGGGGCGACGUUCGCGGACCCGGAAACGUACACGCAAAAUACGUGUCCGCAAGGAUGCUCUGGGGCGUGCGAUGGAAGCGCUAGCGAUACGAACGCUGCGGUCGCGUCGUGGAAGUCUCAGAUCAAGCGGCUGCAGCAGUGCUACGCCAACUCUCCGAAGUCUCGUCAGUGCUUGCCGACCGUGGAUACCGACGGCAGUUUGGCCAACUACCGAGGUUUCAAGGCGGCGCAUCCAUCGCUCGGAUUGGGCGGAAGUACGGCUUUUAUCGCGCGAGACGCGUUUUUGGACGCCUGCGAUGCACAAUUAGUGUACGCAAACCGUCGCCAAACCGGAGGAUACGGUGUUUUGGCCAUGAUGUGCGUCGCGCUUCUCGUCUGGAUUAUCAGGUGCGCGCUCACUUUGCGAAAGCCGAAUUACUCAAAGCGUCCUCGAGAGACGGAAAUGAAGCCUCUCACGACGUUCAGCGAGAAGAAAAGCUUCAACAACCGUUAUCACCCGGAUUCAGUGUGGAUAUGGUACUCUUUCGUGACGGCCAUGUUCGGUUUCGCCGUGCAAUUAUACUCCUUCUACACGCCGACGACGACGGACAUUCGCAUCCCAAUCGCGCAAGGGGUGUGGAUCACCUUGGAGAUCGUCACCCGCGCUGUUUUGACGCUCUUGGACAAGUUCACCUUGGUCGAGGCGAGUGCUAUCUUCUUUGACAUCGGUUUCUCCACCGUGGGUUUCACCGCGCUUUUGGAACCCUUCUUCGAGCCAAAGAUUACGGACACACUUCCCGAAGUCGACGAAUCCAUCACGGAUUACGCUUUGGCCAUUCGAGUCGUUUCUUUCAUCUAUCCGCUCUGCGCUUCGUCGUUGAAGGUGCGAGAUCUUUACGUCGACAACUUCUGGCCCGCCCCCGCCACGGCCAAGGCGAUGACGGAAAAGAAGCGAUCGUUCAAGAGGACCAUCAUCAAGCUCGUCUUGCUCGGUUUGCAACUCGGCGCCGCCAUGUCUGUGUACGGCAUUAUGGGCAACAAAGAGCUCUGCCAUCAAUUCCGCACGUGUGCUCGCGGUAGUUGUACCCCCAACGUACCCGUCGGUGCGCCUCUCGAUGCGGAACUCUUCGGCGGAGGCUCUACCGGUGAUAAUAUGAAGUAUGCCGCUCGCAUGAUCUCGGACGAUGGCACGAUGAUCUGGCGUUGGGGAAUCAACUCGAACACGCAAAUGAAGAUGACCAAGUCGGGCGGCAAGUUAUACGCUGACCUUAAAUUUGCUAUCCCGAACGGCGCGACGGAGAACGGCGUCUCGAUUCCAGGCAAUGGGGCGACCUAUACCGUCAGCGGACUCACAGCCCCGACUUCAGCGUGUGGUACUCGCUACGAAGUCCAGUGCCAAGAGGUGAACCCGCGUCACUCCUUCUCGUAUAUGACGGGCAAGUACGAAUGGGUCAAGUACAACACAUCGGCGUACAAGUUUGUCGCGAGACACGACUACGAACAGACGACUGGUUCUCCCUCUUGCUUCGGCGCCUCGACGCAGUGGUGGAAAGACAACGGCAUGUUUGUCGGCGGUCCGGAAGCCGUCGUCGGAGGCACGGCGCAAAAUCCAGAUCUUGGAUUCGUCUUCGAGGAGCAAAAGUGCUGGUACACAGCAGGAGGCACAACGACUUUUACCAAGUACUGCUUGGUUGCGCCCGCUUACCUCGGUGUCUUUAAACCGUUCGGUCGCGCAUCCGUCGUUGGUUCGUGGACAUGGUCGAACUCGGGCUCGUCGAUGCCGACCACGUGGGGCACGUCUGCGCUCGACUUCAGGUUGGUCAUGAACGAGAACCAAAUCAUCGCCGCCGGCGGCUCUAGCUCGGGCAGCGCUGGCGCUGGCGGUUGCCCGACGUCCUUCAGCGCGUCGGCGCCGUGUCCGUGCCCUCCGGCGGGCGUCACAUGUACCGCUCCCGGCGCCGGCGCGUGCACCCAAAACAACGGCUGCCCGAGCUUUUACACGGCGCCGACCGGCAAGUAACCGACGCCUCCGCCGCGUCGAAUCUCCAAGAACUUCUCCAACUUUUCAAGCGUGUCGAUCUCCCGCACCGCGGAGAAGAAAAUCAAGUCAACAAUGGUAACGAUAAGGAUUUCACCAGUCCGGCCACGAUCAAGCAAGUAAAGUAACCCACUCCGC